CAAGAUACCCGUCAAAUCAUUCUGCCAUUCGUCGACUCUCAGUCACAGCUGUCGAUCAGACGAAAUAUAGUUAUGCAGAAACUUAACAGAGCUUACCAAAGUCUUCUUGGACCUUUGCGUCUCUCUAUGAAGGAUAUAUCAACCAGUCUGAACACUCUGGUGAAGAGCUUUCAUCUGAGCAGCACUAAUGUAGUCUUGAGACCCGCUGAAUUGACACUGAUGGCGGUGGUACUCCUGCUCAUGUUAUCCAAAAUGGACAGUCACCUACAAGAUCAUUUAUCUACAGCUGCUGUUACCACUUACCUGUCAACCAUUCUUCAACAAGUUGGCACAAACAUGGACGAUGUGAUGCUUAUAUUGACAAGUCUGCAGUACUAAACAGUUAUGAUUAGAC
This is a messenger RNA of Saccoglossus kowalevskii, 394 nucleotides long. RefSeq names its product putative RNA polymerase II subunit B1 CTD phosphatase RPAP2. Gene Ontology annotation, molecular function: RNA polymerase core enzyme binding; RNA polymerase II CTD heptapeptide repeat phosphatase activity. Lineage: Eukaryota; Metazoa; Hemichordata; Enteropneusta; Harrimaniidae. Gene Ontology annotation, cellular component: cytoplasm; nucleus. The record is from RefSeq and is a predicted model, not a curated record.